Molecule: messenger RNA, 1360 nt
Organism: Elaeis guineensis (African oil palm)
Lineage: Eukaryota; Viridiplantae; Streptophyta; Magnoliopsida; Arecales; Arecaceae
Product: vesicle-associated protein 1-2
Biological process (GO): endoplasmic reticulum membrane organization
Cellular component (GO): endoplasmic reticulum membrane; plasma membrane
Source: RefSeq, a predicted model, not a curated record
UCUCGAGAAAUUAUUUAUUUCUUCUCUGUCUUAAUAAAUUCCGUCGGCAACCGUUCGCCGGCAUUUCAGUUAUAGUUGUUCUCGAGCCUAGGGUUCCACGUUGCAUCCCUUGCGUUACCGAAUUAAAAUUUCCUUCUCUUGGUCGGUGAUUUUAUCGGAGACGAAGUUGGAGAUCUCUCUUCCUUCGUUCCGUGAACGGAUUUGGAAGUCUCGUUGCCAUACGGAAGAGUUUGGUGAUCCCAGAGAGAGCGUGGAAGGAGGGAUGGGCCAAGUGCUUCUGGAAAUCGAACCUCGGGAACUGAAGUUCACCUUUGAGUUGAAGAAGCAGAGUUCGUGUUCGGUUCAUCUUGUCAACAAAACCAAUGAUUACAUUGCCUUCAAAGUUAAAACUACAUCACCCAAGAGAUAUUGUGUGCGACCAAACACUGGAGUCAUUCUACCCAGAUCAACAUGUGAUUUUACAGUUACCAUGCAAGCUCAGAAGACAGCUCCUCCUGAUAUGCAGUUAAGAGAUAAGUUCCUAGUUCAAAGUACAACUGUUCCAUAUGGUACUACAGAUGAGGAAGUUAUCCCCAGCUUUUUUUCUAAAGAAAAUGGCAGAUAUAUUGAAGAGAACAAAAUGAGAGUCGUUCUUGUUAGCCCACCUCAUUCUCCAGUACUGCAACCACUUAAUGGAGCUUUAAAGCAGGAGCCAGUUUACGAAGCACCUGAUUUGAAGGAAACUCCUGUUUCAACCAAUCAAGAAAUGAAUGGGGUCGAGAAUCUUCAUCCAUUUCAUAGCCUACUGGAUAUUGAAAUGCAUUCCAUUGAGAAGACAAUCAGUUUGGUUCUCCAUGUUGCCAAGGAUGCUGAGGAUCUAAAGUUGAAGCUGAAUGAUCUUGAAGUGAAACUAAAUGAGGCUGAAAAUACCAUCACAAGGCUGAAAGAAGAGAAUGGUGCGGCCAUUCAAGAGAGGGAUAAGUUGCAACAAGAAAUAAUAUUGUUUAAAAGGAAGUGUAUGACAAGGACUCGGGUUGGUUUUCCCUCUUUAUUUGUGGUUUUCAUGACAAUAGUUGGUGCGGCAUUUGGAUACCUGUUGCAACUAUGAGAGACGGAAUGAAAGGCAAAGGCCAGAACAGCUGCUUUGUAGUCUGUGACAUUGAAUGCAAUAGAAAACUACUCUUUCCUAGUGAUAAAAAAUAAAAUGCUUCAUGUAUAUCUCUCUAUUAUGAUGGUUUUGCAUCAGAGAAAAUAUAUUAGGUUAUAAAGGACAGUUCUUACUUUGUACAGAGGGACAAUUUGAGAUGCUCUCUCCUGGCAGACUAACCUUGAGUUUUUUUUUUUUCCCAUAAUAAUAAAGCAUGUUGACGAUUUUGUAUCA